Molecule: messenger RNA, 6229 nt
Organism: Fukomys damarensis (Damara mole-rat)
Lineage: Eukaryota; Metazoa; Chordata; Mammalia; Rodentia; Bathyergidae
Gene: Nrxn3
Product: neurexin 3
Exons: 24
Coding region: 1031-6142 (1703 amino acids)
Source: RefSeq, a predicted model, not a curated record
CUCCUCCGGCAGUCUCGGGCUCAGAGCUCAGCCCUACACGUCUCCUCUCGCAUGCAACUCACAGAGAGGGAGAGACAGCGUGUCCUCCCCUCUCGCAGCGCCGCGGUUAUUCCCAGCCACCGAAGACCUGCUUUUCCCCCCCCCAACCCCCCCCCCAUCUUCCCCGCCACUCCCUCCCAGAGAGAAAGAGAGAGAGAGAGAGAAAAAAAAGAAAAAAAAAAAAAGAAAAAAAAAAAGGAGAGAGAAAGAUUGUGGAAUUUGAACCUUUCCAGAGAGGAAACACCCAGGAAACUCAGUUGAUUAAAUAUCAAACAAACAGAUCCCAACUCUUCCGUUUAACGGGAAAGGUCUUUGCUCUGGGGUCCCCGGAGGUGGGUUGUGAGCAGGACUGCCUCUGGCCAACACCAUGACACCUGAAUCUGCUACCACGCUGCACAGGGCCCUGCUCUGCCUGAGCGCUCAGCCUUUGGCCACGCCCCUUCCCUGGGCCUGCUGCUGCUAGGAGGUGGGACUUCCGGACUGGUCCUUGGCCCGUCUCUACCUCACCUGGCUCACCUUGUGGCUUGCUCCUCCUCCAUCACGGCACUCCUGACCCCAGCCUUGUCCCCGGCCUCCCUGGCUGGGGCCUUUGGGGGCCUGCUGGGAGGAGCACUUUGCUGAACGGUUUCCUCCCAUCCUGCGCACCUUCUCCUCCUCCUCGAAUCAGGGCCUCCGGAUCCUUAUGGAUAGCUGAGAUCUUUUCUUGGAGAAAGACACUUCCUGCUUACUUCAGCCCCUUACUCGCUCACCCGAUUGUCCUCUCUUCUGCUGCCCUGUCCGUCUCCCCUGUCUCUUCAUUGGAUUUCUUGCUCGUGUCCCCUUUCGGGACUAUCUUCUCUUUCCUCCUUCCUCACUCUCUCAAUAUCUGUGUCUCCUUCUGUCCCCCAACUCUGUCUCAUUUUCCUCUCUCUAUUCCACCACCCAAGGGAGAUCCUUCCCAAGGGCCGUUUCCUGGCUGGCUGCUCCUCCGGCCUCGAUCCCCACAGCCACAAUGACCUCCACCCUCCACUCAGUGUUCUUCACCUUGAAGGUGGGCAUCCUGCUGGGGUCUCUGCUGGGGCUCUGCUUGGGCCUCGAGUUCACGGGUCUCCCUAACCAGUGGGCCCGCUACCUCCGCUGGGAUGCCAGCACACGCAGCGACCUGAGUUUCCAGUUCAAGACCAACGUCUCCACGGGGCUGCUGCUCUACCUGGACGACGGUGGUGUCUGUGACUUCCUCUGCCUCUCUCUAGUGGACGGCCGUGUUCAGCUCCGCAUCAGCAUGGACUGCGCCGAGACUGCUGUGCUGUCAAACAAGCAGGUGAAUGACAGCAGCUGGCAUUUCCUCAUGGUGAGCCGCGACCGCCUGCGUACAGCACUGGUGCUUGAUGGCGAGAGCCAGCUGGGGGAGCUGCAGCCCCAGCGGCCCUACAUGGAUGUGGUCAGUGACUUGUUUCUUGGUGGAGUCCCUGCUGACAUACGGUCUUCUGCCCUGACCCUGGAUGGAGUACAGGCCAUACCCGGCUUCAGGGGUCUCAUCCUGGAUCUUAAGUAUGGCAACUCAGGGCCCCGGCUUCUGGGGAGCCAGGGUGUCCAGUUGGAAGCCGAGGGACCCUGUGGUGAGCGUCCUUGUGAGAAUGGUGGCAUCUGCUUCCUUCUGGAUGGCCACCCCACCUGUGACUGUUCUACCACUGGCUAUGGAGGCACGCUCUGCUCAGAAGAUGUCAGUCAAGGUCCAGGACUCUCCCACCUCAUGAUGAGUGAACAAGGUAGAAGUAAAGCUCGAGAGGACAAUGUGGCAACCUUCCGUGGCUCGGAGUACCUGUGCUAUGACCUGUCUCAGAACCCGAUCCAGAGCAGCAGUGAUGAAAUCACCCUGUCCUUCAAGACCUGGCAGCGCAAUGGGCUCAUCCUGCACACGGGCAAGUCGGCUGACUAUGUCAACCUGGCUCUGAAGGAUGGUGCGGUCUCCUUGGUCAUUAACCUGGGGUCCGGGGCCUUUGAGGCCAUUGUGGAGCCAGUGAAUGGAAAGUUCAAUGACAACGCCUGGCAUGAUGUCAAAGUGACACGCAACCUCCGGCAGCACUCAGGCAUCGGACACGCUAUGGUAAACAAACUACAUUGUCUGGUGACAAUCUCUGUGGAUGGCAUUCUUACCACGACGGGAUACACUCAAGAGGACUACACCAUGCUGGGCUCAGAUGACUUCUUCUACGUGGGAGGAAGCCCAAGUACAGCUGAUUUACCAGGUUCCCCUGUGAGCAACAACUUCAUGGGCUGCCUGAAAGAGGUUGUUUAUAAGAAUAAUGACAUCCGUCUGGAGCUGUCUCGCCUGGCCCGGAUUGGGGACACUAAGAUGAAAAUCUAUGGUGAAGUUGUAUUCAAGUGUGAGAAUGUGGCCACACUGGACCCCAUCAACUUUGAGACCCCAGAGGCUUAUAUCAGCUUGCCCAAGUGGAACACGAAGCGUAUGGGCUCUAUCUCCUUCGACUUCCGCACCACUGAGCCCAAUGGCCUGAUCCUCUUCACACAUGGGAAGCCCCAAGAGAGGAAAGACGCCCGGAGCCAAAAGAACACAAAAGUUGACUUCUUUGCCGUGGAACUUCUUGAUGGCAACCUGUACUUGCUGCUUGACAUGGGCUCAGGCACCAUCAAAGUGAAAGCCACUCAGAAGAAAGCCAAUGAUGGGGAAUGGUACCAUGUGGACAUUCAGCGAGACGGCAGAUCAGGUACCAUAUCAGUGAACAGCAGGCGCACGCCCUUCACAGCCAGCGGGGAAAGCGAGAUCCUGGACCUGGAAGGGGACAUGUACCUGGGUGGACUGCCAGAGAAUCGUGCGGGCCUCAUCCUCCCCACCGAGCUCUGGACAGCCAUGCUUAACUACGGCUACGUGGGCUGCAUCCGCGACCUGUUCAUCGACGGCCGCAGCAAGAAUAUCCGGCAGCUGGCGGAGAUGCAGAAUGCCGCCGGAGUCAAGUCCUCCUGUUCCCGCAUGAGCGCCAAGCAGUGCGACAGCUACCCCUGCAAGAACAACGCCAUGUGCAAGGAUGGUUGGAACCGCUUCAUCUGCGACUGCACGGGCACCGGGUACUGGGGCAGAACCUGCGAGAGGGAGGCCUCCAUCCUGAGCUAUGAUGGCAGCAUGUACAUGAAGAUCAUCAUGCCCAUGGUCAUGCACACCGAGGCUGAGGAUGUGUCCUUCCGUUUCAUGUCCCAGCGAGCUUAUGGGCUCCUGGUGGCUACUACCUCCAGGGACUCUGCGGACACACUGCGUCUGGAGCUGGAUGGAGGGCGUGUCAAGCUCAUGGUUAACUUAGACUGUAUCAGGAUAAACUGUAACUCCAGCAAAGGACCUGAGACCCUGUAUGCGGGGCAAAAGCUCAACGACAAUGAGUGGCACACGGUUCGGGUAGUGCGAAGAGGAAAAAGCCUGAAGUUAACCGUGGAUGACGAUGUGGCUGAGGGCACAAUGGUGGGAGAUCAUACCCGCUUGGAGUUCCACAAUAUCGAAACCGGUAUCAUGACCGAGAAACGUUACAUCUCCGUUGUCCCUUCCAGUUUCAUUGGCCAUCUGCAGAGCCUCAUGUUCAAUGGCUUGCUCUAUAUUGACUUGUGCAAAAACGGUGACAUUGAUUACUGUGAGCUGAAGGCUCGCUUUGGUCUGAGGAAUAUCAUCGCUGACCCUGUCACCUUCAAGACCAAGAGCAGCUACCUGAGCCUCGCCACCCUCCAGGCCUACACUUCCAUGCACCUCUUUUUCCAGUUCAAGACCACCUCAGCUGAUGGCUUCAUUCUCUUCAAUAGUGGGGACGGCAAUGACUUCAUUGCGGUGGAACUGGUGAAGGGGUUCAUACACUACGUGUUUGACCUUGGGAAUGGUCCCAACGUGAUCAAAGGCAACAGUGAUCGUCCCCUGAAUGACAACCAGUGGCACAAUGUCGUCAUCACUCGGGACAACAGCAACACGCACAGCCUGAAAGUGGACACCAAGGUGGUCACUCAGGUUAUCAAUGGGGCCAAGAAUCUGGAUUUGAAAGGUGACCUGUACAUGGCCGGCCUGGCCCAAGGCAUGUACGGCAACCUCCCGAAGCUUGUGGCCUCCCGCGAUGGCUUCCAGGGCUGCCUGGCCUCCGUGGACUUGAACGGGCGCCUUCCUGACCUCAUCAAUGAUGCCCUCCAUCGGAGCGGGCAGAUUGAACGUGGCUGCGAAGUUGCGUUGACCAAAGCUGACCUGCAAGGACCCAGUACCACCUGCCAAGAAGACUCUUGUGGCAACCAGGGAGUCUGCAUGCAACAGUGGGAAGGAUUCACCUGUGACUGCUCCAUGACGUCUUAUUCUGGAAACCAGUGCAAUGAUCCUGGUGCUACGUACAUCUUUGGGAAAAGUGGUGGCCUCAUCCUUUACACCUGGCCAGCCAAUGACAGGCCCAGCACGCGCUCUGACCGCCUGGCUGUGGGCUUCAGCACCACUGUGAAGGAUGGGAUCUUAGUACGCAUUGACAGCGCUCCGGGACUUGGUGACUUCCUCCAGCUUCACAUAGAACAGGGGAAAAUCGGCGUUGUCUUCAAUAUUGGUACAGUUGACAUCUCCAUCAAAGAAGAGAGAACUCCUGUCAAUGACGGCAAAUACCAUGUGGUGCGCUUCACCAGAAAUGGUGGCAAUGCCACGCUCCAGGUGGACAACUGGCCAGUGAGUGAGCAUUAUCCGACAGGCAACACUGAUAAUGAACGCUUCCAAAUGGUAAAACAGAAAAUCCCCUUCAAAUAUAACCGGCCCGUAGAGGAGUGGCUGCAGGAAAAAGGCCGGCAGCUAACCAUCUUCAACACCCAGGCGCAAAUAGCCAUUGGAGGAAAGGACAAAGGACGCCUCUUUCAAGGCCAGCUCUCUGGGCUCUAUUAUGAUGGCCUGAAGGUACUCAACAUGGCAGCUGAGAACAAUCCUAACAUUAAAAUCAAUGGAAGUGUCCGGCUGGUGGGAGAAGUCCCAUCCAUCUUGGGAACCACACAGACCACCUCCAUGCCACCAGAAAUGUCUACGACUGUUAUGGAAACCACCACUACAAUGGCUACUACUACAACUCGCAAAAACCGCUCUACAGCCAGCAUUCAGCCAACAUCAGAUGACCUUGUUUCAUCUGCUGAAUGUUCAAGUGAUGAUGAAGACUUCGUUGAAUGUGAGCCGAGUCCAGGUAGGUCAGGAGGUGAAUUAGUUAUCCCUCUUCUUGUAGAAGACCCUUUAGCUACCCCUCCUAUUGCUACUCGUGCACCUUCCAUUACACUCCCCCCUACCUUCCGCCCCCUCCUCACCAUUAUUGAGACCACCAAAGAUUCCCUGUCCAUGACCUCUGAGGCGGGGUUACCUUGCUUGUCGGACCAAGGCAGCGAUGGUUGUGAUGAUGAUGGCUUGGUGAUAUCUGGGUAUGGCUCAGGGGAAACCUUUGACUCUAACCUGCCCCCUACUGAUGAUGAAGAUUUUUACACCACCUUCUCCUUGGUAACAGAUAAGAGUCUUUCCACUUCAAUCUUCGAAGGUGGCUACAAAGCACAUGCGCCCAAGUGGGAAUCCAAGGACUUUAGACCUAACAAAGUCUCCGAAACUAGUAGGACUACUACCACAUCUUUGUCCCCUGAGCUGAUCCGCUACACAGCUUCCUCCUCGUCUGGGAUGGUGCCCAAAUUGCCAGCUGGCAAAAUGAAUAACCGUGAUCUCAAACCCCAGCCUGAUAUAGUCUUGCUUCCGUUGCCCACUGCCUAUGAGCUAGACAGCACCAAACUGAAGAGCCCACUAAUUACUUCCCCCAUGUUCCGUAAUGUGCCCACAGCAAACCCCACGGAGCCGGGAAUCAGACGGGUUCCGGGGGCCUCAGAGGUGAUCCGGGAGUCGAGCAGUACAACAGGGAUGGUCGUCGGUAUUGUGGCUGCUGCCGCCCUCUGCAUCUUGAUCCUCCUGUACGCCAUGUACAAGUACAGGAACAGAGACGAGGGGUCCUAUCAAGUGGACGAGACGCGGAACUACAUCAGCAACUCGGCCCAGAGCAACGGCACGCUGCUCAAGGAGAAGCAGCCCAGCUCCAAGAGCGGCCACAAGAAACAGAAGAACAAGGACAAGGAGUACUACGUGUAGAGCUGGCCACGCUGAAAGCGCGCGCCCUGAGACAGCGCUCUUUCUGUAUGCAUACACGGAUGCUUUGGCAAUGAGAUUUCACAGAUG